Molecule: messenger RNA, 1113 nt
Organism: Thlaspi arvense
Lineage: Eukaryota; Viridiplantae; Streptophyta; Magnoliopsida; Brassicales; Brassicaceae
Source: the annotation of a GenBank genome assembly
UCUUUGUUUGUUGGGUCUCAGGAGGAGAAGAAACCAGAAGCAGCAGAGGAGAAGAAGAUGGAAGAGAAGAAACCAGAAGAUGAGAAAAAAGAAGGAGAAGAAAAGAAAGUGGAAGCUAAUGAGAAAAAAGGAGAAGAUUCUGAGAAGAAAACUCAAGAAGAAGAAUCUACUAAAGAUUCCAAAGAAGCUUCUCCUCCGAAGGCAGAGGUUCCAGCACCUCCUCCUCCGCCGCAAGAGAUCGUCCUUAAGGUUUACAUGCACUGUGAAGGCUGUGCUAGAAAAGUCCGCCGUUGCCUCAAAGGCUUCGAAGGUGUGGAAGAUGUGAUGACUGAUUGUAAAACGGGGAAAGUGGUGGUGAAGGGAGAGAAAGCUGAUCCAUUGAAAGUGUUAGCAAGAGUUCAGAGGAAGACCCACCGUCAAGUUGUGCUUCUUUCUCCGAUUCCUCCGCCGUCUCCACCGCCGGAGAAGAAAGCAGAGGAGGAGAAACCCAAAGCGGAAGAGAAGAAAGUGGAGCCUCCCGUAGUGGUUACGGUGGUCCUCAAGGUUCACAUGCACUGCGAAGCUUGUGCGACGGAGAUCAAGAAACGGAUCAUGAGAAUGAAAGGAGUGGAAUCUGCUGAAUCCGAUUUAAAGGGUUCUCAAGUGACGGUGAAAGGAGUGUUUGAACCGCAAAAGCUCGUAGAAUACGUUUAUAAGCGGACUGGAAAACAUGCUGCGAUUAUGAAAAUUGACCCACCGCCUCCACCGCCACCGGAGGAGGCAGCUGCGGCAGCAGAAGCAGAGAAGAAGGAAGAAGGAAAAGGAGAAAAUGGCGGAGGAGAAUCCAAAGGCGAGGAAGGGAAGGACGAGAAGGCGAAGACAGAUGAAGAAAAGAAAGAAGGGGAUGGCGGCAAAGGGGAAGGUGAAGCCGGGAAAAAUGGUGGAGGUGAUGAAAGCGGUGGCGGUGGGGAGGAAGGUGAAAAAGUGGUGGAGGUGAGGAAGAUUGAGAAUCCUUAUUACUACUAUUAUUACCAACCGCCGCGUGUGGCGAUUCCGCCUAUGGAAAUGCCGCCUCAUGCUUAUCCGCCUCAAAUAUUUAGCGACGAGAAUCCAAACGCAUGUACCGUUAUGUAA